CCCUUCCCGGGCCGGCCGGCCGGAGGAAGCCCCACCUCGGGACGUGGCCCGCGCCGGAGGGACGGACGCAGCAUGCUGGACUUCGUCAUUUUCGCCGCCACCUUCUUGCUCCUCUUGGUGGGCGCCGUCCUCUACCUCUACCCGGCUUCUAGGCAGGCUUCAGGUAUCCCGGGAAUGACUCCGACUGAUGAAAAAGAUGGGAACCUCCCAGACAUUGUCACCUGUGGCAGCUUGCAUGAGUUCCUGGUAAACCUCCAUGAGAAAUACGGUCCCAUCGUCUCCUACUGGUUCGGGCGGCACCUGGUCAUCAGCCUGGGGUCCAUUGACGUCCUGAAGCAGCACAUCAACCCCAACAGGACCUCGGAUCCUUUUGAAACGAUGCUGAAGUCCUUGCUGCGGUAUCAGUCUGGCCUGGGUGGAGACGUGGGCGAGAGCUGCCUGAGGAAAAAGCUGUACGAAACCGGGGUGGCCAAAUCACUGCAGAGUAGCUUUCCUGUCAUCCAGAAGUUGUCGGAAGAGUUGCUGGCAAAAUGGCUGUCCAUCCCAGAGUCUCAACACGUGCCUCUCAGCCAGCAUAUGUUGGGGUUUGCGAUGAAAGCAGUGACCCAGAUCGCCAUGGGCAGUAGGUUUGAGGAUGACCAGGAAGUAAUCCGAUUCCGCAGGAACCAUGAUGCGAUAUGGGCAGAAAUUGGGAAAGGGUUCUUGGAUGGGUCACUGGACAAAAGCAUGACCAGAAAAGAGGUGUAUGAAAACGCUCUGAUGGAGAUGGAGCUGGUCUUGAAGAAAGUCAUCAAAGAGCGACAGGGCAGGAACCUCAGUCGGCAUAUCUUCAUCGACUCUCUGCUGCAAGGCAACCAGAGCGACAAGCAGGUAUUGGAAGACACAAUGAUAUUCUCCCUGGCAGGAUCCAUAAUCACCGCCAAGUUGUGCACUUGGGCAAUGUACUUCUUGACUACUUCCAAAGAAGUUCAGCAGAAGCUUUACAAGGAGCUGGACCAAGUUCUUGGAAAGGGCCCCGUUACGUACGCGAAAAUCGAGCAGCUCAGAUAUUGCCGGCAGGUUCUGUGUGAGACGGUGAGGACAUCGAAACUGACGCCCAUUGCUGCACGGCUGCAGGAGCUGGAAGGCAGGGUUGACCAGCACAUUAUUCCAAAAGAGACUCUGGUGCUGUACGCCCUUGGCGUGGUGUUGCAAGACAGCUCGGCCUGGCCGUUGCCUUACAAGUUUGAUCCAGAUAGAUUCAAUGAUGAAACUGCCAUGAAAAAUCUCUCUCUCUUGGGCUUUUCAGGGAGUCAGGAGUGCCCCGAGCUGAGGUUUGCCUACAUGGUAGCUACCGUACUGCUGAGUGUGGUGGUCAGGAAACUGCACCUGCAUCCUGUGGAAGGGCAAGUUAUAGACAUCAAAUAUGAGCUCGUCACCUCACCCAAGGAGGAAGCGUGGAUAACUGUGUCCAAGAGAAACUGAGGCGAAAAGGGAAACCCGUUCUCCCGAGAAGAGCCGUCUGGCCCCACUCCCUGCCUCCUGGCAUCUUAGUCAUUCUGAAUCCACUGCAGCCAUUUCCCCUCCUCCUUUGACAAUAAGAGCAGGUUAUCUUUUACUGUGAAUGUACUCGGUAAAGAUAGAAUAUGGUAGGCUAAAAAAACCUGUAGGCCGUCCAUUCUGCCCCGUACUCCCAUGCCUUCUGAUUUGGAAGCCCUUACCUCUGUUCUCAAGUGGGAGUGGCCCGUUGUGGUAAAAGAACUCUGCACAUGCACAAAGGAACUCUUUUUCUAUAUGAAGGAUCUUUUUAAUUGCUCAGGCGGACGCUUGGCUAGGAGGAUGCAUUUGAGGGCUAGAUCCCAAUGAGCUACGGCUUCAAUCUAAGCCCUGACUUUGCUUACAAAAAAUAAUAAAAGGUUUCAAACUGUCCUUUUGCCAAGCUAGGGCAGAGGUAUUAAGCACAUUUUUCAUUAAUAAAGGUGUGAAACCCGG
This is a messenger RNA of Gekko japonicus, 1971 nucleotides long. RefSeq names its product cytochrome P450 20A1. Bases 73 to 1464 code for a protein of 463 amino acids. The transcript is spliced from 13 exons. Gene Ontology annotation, cellular component: membrane. NCBI's taxonomy places the organism in Eukaryota, Metazoa, Chordata, Lepidosauria, Squamata, Gekkonidae. The record is from RefSeq and is a predicted model, not a curated record. Gene Ontology annotation, molecular function: monooxygenase activity; heme binding; iron ion binding.